Messenger RNA from Nanorana parkeri, 1279 nucleotides. RefSeq names its product glycosyltransferase 8 domain containing 2 (gene GLT8D2). The transcript is spliced from 10 exons. NCBI's taxonomy places the organism in Eukaryota, Metazoa, Chordata, Amphibia, Anura, Dicroglossidae. The record is from RefSeq and is a predicted model, not a curated record. Gene Ontology annotation, cellular component: Golgi apparatus. Gene Ontology annotation, molecular function: glycosyltransferase activity. The coding region runs from base 161 to 1264 and encodes 367 amino acids.
UACAGAGCAGUCGAUCACCCUGGAUGGAACAAAGGAAAAGAGCAGGGGUGCAGUCAUUGCCUGGAUUAUCCUGGUACACCGCCACUUACAGCCCAGCUCCUUGAUGACAAUUACAGACCAGCGUGGAACUUUUUUUUAGCCCACUCCCUACAAAUGGCUGAUGACAACUUGGGUUAACGCGCUGCCGCCUUGGUGCUUCUACAUGUUCAACUUUAUGGCUAUUUUAAGGAAACUUAAUCACAUACUGCUUCUUCUUCUUUUGUUGACAAUUUGUGGCAUAUGGUAUAGCACCAUCUAUAAGGUGCCUGCUAUCACCAAAGAUGAAGGAGAUCCAGAUAUAGAAGAGGAAGAGGAGGAGGAGGAUGUCAUUCCUGUAGUCAUUUGUGCACCUUCAGGCCGGAUGGGAGGCACUAUUGCUGCAAUCAAUAGCAUAUACAGCAACACUAAUGCCAAUGUGCUCUUUUAUAUUAUUGGUCUAAGAAACAGUUUAGUUCAUAUCAGGAAAUGGAUUCAAGGCACUCAUCUAUCAGACAUUAGAUUUAAAAUUAUAGAAUUUAACCCAGUGGUACUUAAAGGAAAAAUUCGCCCUGAUACAGCUUUCCCGGAGCUUCUUCAACCACUGAACUUUGUACGUUUCUACCUACCACUGCUUAUCAAGGAACACGAGAAAGUAAUUUAUCUGGAUGAUGAUAUCAUUGUAUUAGGUGAUAUUCAAGAACUUUACAACACAAAAUUAUCAAAGGGGCAUGUUGCUGCAUUUUCUGACGAUUGUGACUUACCAUCACUACAGGAAAUUGCCAUGAAAAUAGGAAUACAGAACAGUUUUAUGGGAUUUCUUGACUACAGGAAGCAAACUAUUCAGGAGCUGGGCAUAAGCCCAAGCACUUGUUCCUUUAACCCAGGAGUAUUUGUAGCCAACAUGACUGAGUGGAGACAACAGCACAUCACAAAGAAACUGGAAACAUGGAUGAAGAAGAAUGUAGAAGAGAAUCUAUACAGCAGUUCUGUUGGGGGAGGUGUAGCUACUCCUCCCAUGCUUAUCGUCUUCCAUGAUAAAUAUUCCUCAAUCACUCCAAACUGGCACAUCAGACAUCUGGGAUGGAGUCCAGAUGAUCAGAUUUCUCAGAGUGUCCUUAAGGAUGCCAAGCUGCUUCACUGGAAUGGAAGAUACAAACCAUGGCAGAUCCCUAGCUCACACAGCAAACUAUGGGAGAAAUGGUUUAUUCCAGACCCCACGGGAAAGUUCCAGAUCCACAAACUGUGAACCACAGCCAGCUCA